AUGGAUGAGACGCGAUACGAAGAUGAUGACUUCGAGGGAACCGCCAAUAAGAAAUACACGUUUUUCGUAAUUGAUGGUAAUCCAGCGAUGUUUGAGACAACGAAAGAAGGAGAAGUUCCGGAGUUUCAAGCAGCUUUGAAGUUGGUUCUAGAUGAAAUGGUUCGAGUUUGUUGUUCGAGAAGUUUGAACAAUCACAUCGGAAUUAUAGUUACUGGAACUAAAAACUCUGAAACCGAGGGACUAGAAAACAGUACAUUACUGGUGCCAAUGGGCGUUCUCGGACAAGAAGAAGUCAACACAAUCAAAGAAAUCAGAGAGGAAGAAGAUCUUCCAUCGGCUGUCUCUAAUCUAACUGGCGGACAUCACGAAUCAGAUCUAUCGAAUGUCCUCAAUUACUGUAAACGUGUGUUCGCAAGUUGUCCGAAUACUCGUCAUCAAUCAGUUAUUUAUCUGACUAACAACCGGAAUCCAUUCGGUCGUGACGACUUCUGGGAGUCUUCUUAUUUCAAGCGCACCAAGACUGCUGUCACCAAAAUAAUCGGUCUUGGACAUCGUAAAACACUGGGAGAGUUUUCAGUGAUAAUCUUACCGGAAGACGGAUAUAAACCGACUAGCAAAGAAGAGAAAAGUAAAGAACCAUGGUAUCAACUAGACACUGAAGUGUUCAGUACGGAAUGUGACGCAGCCGCUCGCAUUCGUCAGAAAAUUACAGCUCAACGAUCACAUGCAUCACUUACUGUGAACAUUGGACCUGGUGUCAACUUCGAUGUCUCUGUAUUCUCUAUGGUAAUGGAAGCGAAACCUCUGGAUCACAGUCAGAAAUACACAUUUGACACGGAAGAGAAAAUUGUGAAGACUGCUGGAUAUGUGUCGAAAAAAGCAAAGUCCGAGUUAGAGGGUGCUGGAAAUGAUGAUGAGGAGACAUCAAUCGAUGAGACACAGAAGACUUUGCAGAGAUGUAAAUUACUCCAAGAGGAAGCAGUUCGUAAUCGUCGUGAUCUCAAGAAGUCAAUCGUGUUGGGAGGCGAAAAAAUCAUUCUGGAUGGUGAACAAUAUGAAUUUAUGAAUGAAGUCGACUCGAAAGGUGUCGAUGUGAUCGGUUUUGUACCAUUGAAUAGAGUUGAUCGAGAAGUUUCUGUGGUCUCUUCGAAAAUUAUUCAACCGAAUGAUCAGACAACUCUCGGAAGUACUAAUAUGUAUCGUGCUCUUCUGGAUAGAUGCUGGGCUAGACAACAAGCAAUUGUGUGCAAAUAUCAGAGUAGAUCGAAACAAAAGAUGAGAAUUGUUGCAUUGGUUCCUUUCAAAAAGGAUAUGACUUUGAUUGAACCGAGUAGUUUUGGAGAUGAUGGGGAAGAGAUCGAGGAUAAAAAACCAGAUUUGCUUCGCCUGGAACAGCAACGUGCUCAAGUGGACUCUUCUGAAUGGCUUCACGAAGGAUUCAUGCUUGUCGGGCUCCCAUUUCGUGAAGAGAUUCGCGACGAUUUCAAACGGUUUGAAGAGCAACAAACAAUUCUAACAUCUCCACCAACAGAGGGACAAAUUGAUACAAUGAAACAGUUUGUGAAGAAAUUAACGAUGAGUUACAACCCGAGUUUCUACGAGAAUCCACGUCUUCUCUCGGAAAGAUCUGCUCUUUGUUUGGAAGCCACUGGAGAAGAGCUCAUCGAGAGAAAGGAUACUCUUGAGCCAUACUAUCAAAUUGCAAAUCGCCUUCAACGAGUUGGACCACAAAUCGAGAAAAUUGUUGAAACAUUUGGAUUGACUGACGAAGUGAAAGAGGAAAAAGUGAAACCAAAGGCGGAGAGUAGAAAAAGAAAACCAGCAGAAGAGUCAGGAAGUCAGCCGAAUGCAAAGAAAGUGAUGACUAUUCGAGAGUGGAUUGCAGCUGACCAGAUGUCAAAAUUCAAGAAAACCGAGCUUCUUGAAAUGGCAAUGGAACACUGCGAAGCACCGAAAUCUGCCAAUAGAAAAACGAAAGAUGAUCUGAUCGAAUUGAUUGAAAACUAUUUGGAUGAGAAUCCAACAACCACGUGGAAUAUUUGA
This is a messenger RNA of Caenorhabditis remanei, 2043 nucleotides long. RefSeq lists its product as uncharacterized. Bases 1 to 2043 code for a protein of 680 amino acids. Gene Ontology annotation, biological process: cellular response to X-ray; telomere maintenance; cellular response to gamma radiation. Gene Ontology annotation, cellular component: Ku70:Ku80 complex; nucleus. The transcript is spliced from 10 exons. Lineage: Eukaryota; Metazoa; Nematoda; Chromadorea; Rhabditida; Rhabditidae. The record is from RefSeq and is a predicted model, not a curated record. Gene Ontology annotation, molecular function: double-stranded DNA binding; damaged DNA binding; DNA helicase activity.